Triticum turgidum subsp. durum (durum wheat) is the source of this 801-nucleotide messenger RNA. NCBI's taxonomy places the organism in Eukaryota, Viridiplantae, Streptophyta, Magnoliopsida, Poales, Poaceae. The record is from the annotation of a GenBank genome assembly.
AUGCCCAUUUCCGUUCGAUUCCGGCACGCUUGGUCGCUCUGCGUGCGGGCUGUGAUGGACAAGCUGCAGAGCCUGUCGGGGCAGCACGCAGACGUGCUCGAGUCGCUCUCGCCCAAUGUCAGGACGCGUGUUGAGUUUCUGAGGGGCAUUCAGAUUAGUCCUACUUAUGUGUUGAUGAGUGAGGCAAGGAAUGUGAAUGCUAAAUCACCGAGUCAACAUGAUGAGAUUGAGGCGAAGUUUUUCGAGGAACGGGCUGCCCUUGAAGCCAAGUACCGGAAGCUGUAUGAACCAUUGUAUGCUAAGACGUAUGACAUUGUACAUUGUAAAUGGAGUUGUGGAGCUAAAGGAGUCCCAGAUUUUUGGCUCAUUGCUUUGAAAACAAAUGAAGUGAUGACUGAGGAGAUCCAAGAGCGUGAUAAGCCUGUUUUGAAAUAUCUAAAGGAUAUCAAGUGGUCUAGAAUUGAUGACCCUAAGGGGUUCAAGCUUUUGACCGCCCGCGCCGCCGCCGAAUCCGGCAGCAAGCGCACCUGCGCGGCCGAGUUGCACAACCUCUCCGAUAAGGUGGUGUCUCGCUUCCCUGUCGUUAACCGCUUUUCUGCUAUUCUCGCCCUGUUUUCUCGGCUUCUCAUUGCUUGCUUGCUUGAUUGGGGUGCAGCGGCGGAGGAGCAGGAUCAACGAGAAGAUGAAGGCGUUGCAGAGCCUGAUACCCAAUUCCAACAAGGUCGGCACCACAAAACCAACAAGGCAUCCAUGCUUGACGAGGCCAUUGAGUAUCUGAAGCAACUGCAGCUCCAAGUAUAG